Nannospalax galili (Upper Galilee mountains blind mole rat) is the source of this 1248-nucleotide messenger RNA. RefSeq names its product aurora kinase C (gene Aurkc). The transcript has 7 exons. Bases 75 to 1133 code for a protein of 352 amino acids. Lineage: Eukaryota; Metazoa; Chordata; Mammalia; Rodentia; Spalacidae. Gene Ontology annotation, biological process: regulation of cytokinesis; mitotic spindle organization; protein phosphorylation. Gene Ontology annotation, cellular component: spindle pole centrosome; spindle microtubule; chromosome passenger complex. Gene Ontology annotation, molecular function: ATP binding; protein kinase activity. The record is from RefSeq and is a predicted model, not a curated record.
CUGCCAGCCCCGCCCACCGCGGGAGGCGCGCACUGCAAACGGCUUCCCCGCACGGUGCCGGGCGUUGCCCCGCUAUGGACCGUGCGUGCACCGGGAGCCCAGUGGGCACCGCGGGCCCCGUGGAACCUUCCAAGGGCCCCGAGCGGGACCCGCCCACCCACUUCCGGGAGCCUCCGGACCCGAGUAGCCAGCCGGUCUUCCGGUCGCCCUUACCGCCCAUCAAAACUUCGGGAGAGACUCUGACGUCGCCUGACGCAGCUCCGCUCACAGCCGCCACCUGCCAAAUGCCGCCCAACAUCUCCACCACGCGAAUUCUCACCAUCAAUGACUUUGAAAUCGGGCGUCCUCUGGGCAAGGGGAAAUUUGGGAACGUGUACCUGGCCAGGCUCAAGGAAAGCCAUUUCAUUGUGGCCCUGAAGGUCCUCUUCAAGUCCCAGUUAGAGAAGGAGGGAUUGGAGCACCAGCUUCGCAGGGAAAUCGAGAUCCAGGCGCACCUACAUCACCCUAAUAUCCUUCAUCUGUACAACUACUUCCAUGAUGCGCGUCGGGUGUACCUAAUCCUGGAAUAUGCUCCAAGGGGUGAGCUUUAUAAGGAGCUACAAAGAAACCACACACUGGAUGAGCAGCGCACAGCCACGAUCAUGGAGGAGCUAGCAGAUGCUCUGAACUAUUGCCAUCAGAAGAAGGUGAUUCACAGGGAUAUCAAGCCGGAGAACCUCCUGCUAGGGCUCCGGGGUGAGGUGAAGAUUGCGGAUUUCGGCUGGUCUGUGCAUACCCCUUCUCUCAGGAGAAAGACGAUGUGUGGGACUCUGGACUACUUGCCUCCAGAAAUGAUCGAGGGGAGGAGCUAUGAUGAGAAGGUGGAUCUCUGGUGCAUCGGGGUGCUCUGCUAUGAGCUGCUGGUGGGAAACCCACCCUUCGAGAGUGCCACUCACAAUGAGACCUACAGACGCAUUGUCAAGGUAGAUGUGAGGUUUCCUCCGUCAGUGCCUGUGGGGGCUCAGGACUUGAUCUCCAAGCUUCUUAGGUACCAUCCCUCGGAGCGGCUGACCUUGGCCCAGAUCCUGAAGCACCCCUGGGUGCAAACCCACUCCCGGAGGGUCCUGCCUCCCAGUGGUCAGCCAGCUUCCUGAGCCCCACCCGCCUCCGUUCUGUUGGUUUAGGGAGCUCUCUGGGCUCUGUUACCUCAUCUGUUCCUUCUGUUUUGUUUCCUUUAAAGAUGUGAGUUAAUAAAAACAAUCAUUUUAU